Bradysia coprophila is the source of this 1765-nucleotide messenger RNA. RefSeq names its product Wnt oncogene analog 4 (gene Wnt4). Lineage: Eukaryota; Metazoa; Arthropoda; Insecta; Diptera; Sciaridae. Gene Ontology annotation, molecular function: frizzled binding; cytokine activity. Gene Ontology annotation, cellular component: extracellular region. The record is from RefSeq and is a predicted model, not a curated record. Gene Ontology annotation, biological process: neuron differentiation; multicellular organism development; cell fate commitment.
UUAUUUACCUUUAUGAGGUAAAACCUCGCCCGUCGCGUUUUACCAUCAUAUUACAGUUGAGGUACUCCAUAACAUCAUCGUCUCGUUGUAUGAGCGCACUAAAAAUAGUGUUUUUUCCCAAUAAUUUUGUACUGGUACCAUUAAAGCCAUAAUGUCUUUAUCAUUUGAACCAUUCAGUUUGGUGACAGAGUAUCUUAUAACUACGUUAAUCAUAGUUAAAAUAUCAUAAGUUUUAUGUACACAAAUUAAUGGUUUGUGAACACGUUGAAAUUAAUAAAUAAGAGAUUCGAUUAUGAUGUGAAUGAAGUGAACCAAUAAAAAUAUUGUUAUAAUGCAUUGAGAACAAAGAGAACACAGCGAACGAAAAGAACGAACGAAAAAAAAAAUGUUUCUUCGAGAAAAAAAGGAAGUUUGUUUGGUUGUUUGUGUGUUGGCGAUAGCAAGUUAUGUAAAUGGCAGUAGUUCCAACAGCAGUCUUAAUAGAUUGAUACAUCAAAGGAAUACCAUAAUGGCCUUAUUUAGUCCAGCUCCAAAGACUCCAGGUCCAUGUCGUUACUUACAGGCAACACGACGCCAGAAUCAUCAAUGUCGCAAAGAUUUCGGACUACCCGAAGCUAUCAAAGAAGCCAGACGACUUGCGGUAACACAUUGUGAGCAACAAUUUCGCUAUGAUCGAUGGAACUGUAGCAUUGAAUCACGAGGAAAGAGAAAUAUUUUCCAUAAGGUAUAUCGCGAAACGGCGUUCAUUCAUAGCAUCGUUGCAGCAGCGUUAACAUACUCAAUAGCCAGGGCCUGUUCCGAAGGUAAAAUGACAAAGUGUCACUGUGGCAAAGAGAAAUAUCCACCCAAUGUUAAGACAUCAUGGAUGUGGGGUGGUUGCAGCGAUAAUGGGAAACAUGGUAAGCGAAUGGCAAAACGAUUUUUGGAUUUACAUCCGAGUGAUGGCGAUCAAGUUUCAGAAAUAUUGCGACACAACAGUGAGGUUGGUAUAUUAUCAGCCAUAUCGACAAUAAACGAAAAAUGUAAGUGCCAUGGAGUGUCUGGAUCUUGUUCGAUGAAAACAUGUUGGAGAAAAUUGGCCGACUUUAAUACGACAGCAUCCCUGCUUAAGGUUAAAUAUCACGAGGCAAUUCGAAAGUUUCCGAGUAACAAAUCGUCACGACGCUCUGUUCCCGACUGGUAUUUCAAAAAUAAGGAACCUACAUCCUCGCAAUCUACAUCUUUGUUUUACUUGGAAACAUCUCCAACGUUCUGUGCAGUCACAAAGGGAAGAAACUGUCAGCAUCCGGAAAAUUGUGCGAUGUUAUGUUGUGGACGAGGAUACUCGACGCAUUUGGUACAAAAACGAGAACAAUGUCGAUGUCGAUUCGAAAGGGGGCAAUGUUGUCACGUUAUAUGCGAUUAUUGCGAGAGCAAGCAAGAAAGAUAUUUUUGUAAAUAAGUUAACUGUGUCAUGUACGAGCUUACUAAAGUUUUAAAGGAUAGACUUAGGUACGGUCAGUAACAAAAUAGUUGUCUAUGCAACAAGUAAUAAAAAUUGAAAUCUCAUUUCGAGUGUGAGUGGAUAGAAUUAGACUCAAGAAAUGGAAUUUUUACUUUUAUCACGAGUUGCUACAAAAUUGUUCACAACAUAGGUAUCGAAGUCAGUAUAGGACUAUUCGAUACUAAGUUGUGAAACGUUUGUUCAGUUUUUAACACAUAAUUGGAGAUGUUCGCAUACAAACAUUUUUGAACAAUAAAUAUUUAUAUGUUAGUUUAUGCCCCA